Molecule: messenger RNA, 2479 nt
Organism: Drosophila innubila
Lineage: Eukaryota; Metazoa; Arthropoda; Insecta; Diptera; Drosophilidae
Product: ribosomal protein S6 kinase delta-1
Exons: 3
Coding region: 123-2084 (653 amino acids)
Biological process (GO): protein phosphorylation
Molecular function (GO): phosphatidylinositol binding; protein kinase activity; ATP binding
Source: RefSeq, a predicted model, not a curated record
AAAAUUAGUUAACAGCUGCAAGAUACGAUUGAUAAAUCAAAUUGCUUACCUCUACGAGAAGAAUUUGGUGAAUCCCAGUUGAUUAUUGGUAGGAUAUGGAGUAAGUGGCGUCAGCUUCCAAGAUGAGUCUGAAUUUGGGAGGUUGGAUACAUAGUUUCACUGUAACCGACACACAACAACACAAGGGAGGCUACACAAUUUAUAAGAUUACAUCGAUUGUAUUCCCCCGCUCAGUUCCCCAGGCAUUGACCUGUCUGGUCGUAUGGAAGCGAUUUCAUGAGAUCAAGCGACUGCAUAGGGAGCUCAGUCGCCGGCACAAGAGUAUGCAACUGCCUGGAAAACUUCCGGAGCCGACAGACAGCAGUUACUUCAAGCGCUUUGAUGCGGAUGUCAUACAACGACGCAAGGAUUAUAUACUAAAGCUACUUGAUUUCGCCGCUCAGCAUCCGGUGCUGUACAAGUGUAACACAUUCACACAAUUCUUCAGCGAGGCGCAAUCACCAAAUGCAUCGCCACUGCGCAAAUUGUAUGUGGAGAGAUCUCUGAAGCCGCCUGGCAGCGGAGCGAUUGCUGAAAUUUGCGAUAAACUCGAUUUGCCCUACGAUCCACACGAUGCUAAUGGCAUAACACCAUUGGAUCCGCGUUGCGACAAGCCGAGCAUUGAUAGCGAACCACACGAGCAACAUGAGCAGCCUAAUAAAGAUAACAGCACUCUUGAUGCUGAGGAGAAACAGUCGAAACGCGAUUAUACGCGACUUCUAACGCCCAUGGCAUCUGUGGAGAGCGACGAUAGCGAUUACAUUUAUGAGGCGGCCUUGGAAUUCAGUCAUGCCGUGCAGGCGGAGGUUAAUCUGGAGUAUGACGAGGCCCAUAAGCUGUACAAGCGUGGCGUUGAGCUGCUGCUCGUUGGCGCCAAGCAUGAUGCCAAUGAGGAUCGCAAGUUUAUUGCCAAGGCCAAGAUAGCCAAGUAUUUGGCGCGUGCCGAUGAAAUUCAUGCCAAUUUCAUACGCUCCUCCGUCGGCGGCAGUGGUUCCAGAAAGCUGCAGUUUCAGCUAUCGAUCGAUGAGGUGGAUAAUGUCAAGCAGCUGGAAUGUGCUUGGAAUCAGUUGGCCAAGUACAAGGUGCUCAAAGUAUUGGGUCAACGGGUCAUGCAGGUGCAGUGCAUCACACAGCCGCAGUCACAGCCGACGGCCGUCAUGAAGGGCAUCGAGAAACCCGCGAGCAAUUCACCCACACAAAGCAUCUUUCUACCCCAGCGUGUGCCGUAUAUGACUCAACUGUUGGCCUAUUUUCAAUCGGAUCAGAAGAUCUUCCUUCUGCUCAAGCAGGCGGAGGGAGGUCGCCUUUAUGACUACAUACAAAGCUAUACGCCCACGGCGAGUAAAUGCAGCGAUUACGCCGAUCUCUUUCCGGAGGAUCAGCCACUGACGGCAGACAGCGAUGUUAGCGAUUUAUUGCGCAACUCUCAGCAAUUGCUCAAGUCCGUAUCGCAUACGCUGAGCAGCUUGCAAGCGGGUGCACUGACUCCCAGACGACAUGGACGCAAAACAACUGCCAAACGCUUGCCGGAGGCCUGUCUCCGGCAAUGGGCCUGCGAAUUGGCCCUGGCCAUUCACAGUCUGCAUGGCAAAGGCGUUAUAUUGCGUGAUUUGCAUAUGGAAAACAUUUUACUGGGUAACUCUGGUCAAUUAAUGCUCACAUAUUUCUAUCAGAACGAGGGUCUCACCUCCGACGACAACUAUGUACACAAGGCGCUCAGUUUGAUUGCCUUAACGGAUCAUUUUGUGGCCCCGGAGCGACCUCUCAGCUUCCGUUCCGAUUGGUGGAGCUAUGGCGUGGUGCUUUAUCAGCUGCUUCUGGGUGUGUCCUACAAGUCAACACAUCCUGGCCAUCUGGAGCUAUACGGCUGUGUGCAGUAUCCAUCGGAUGCUUUGGAUAUAUCGGAUAAUGCACGUGACUUGUUGGAGCAACUACUUCAACUGACGCCAGAGCUGCGCCUGGAUUAUGAUCAACUGCAGGCUCAUCCGUUUUUCGAAGGCAUCGAUUGGCAGGCGGUUAAGGAUCAGGCUAAUGCGACGCCUUAGGUUUAGAGAAGCUUAAAUCUAGGCUGCUAGCUACUAAUUUAAAUCUAUGGUCUACAAACAAAUACAUCACAUAAUUUGCUAAGGAACAAAAUGUACUAAAUUAUGAGUCUCCAUAUUGUUAUUAUUUGUGUUAUUGUUUUUUGUUUUUUUUUUCUGUUGUUUUCAUUGUGGUACAAAAUAUGUUACUUUAUUCUUUAAUAUUCAUAUGUAUAUUGUUAAUAUGUGUAUUUAUAUGUAUGUACAUUGCAAAUAACUAUAGUAUUGAAUUAAAUCUAAGGAUUUACGUAGAAACGGAGCAGCUAUCGACUCGAAAUGCGAACAACAUAAGUAUUAACAUUUUUUGUAAAGCCAAUGAGCCAAUUAUACAAAUAUAUAAACAUUUUAUUGUCUACUUA